This is a messenger RNA of Daphnia pulicaria, 1155 nucleotides long. RefSeq lists its product as uncharacterized. Bases 1 to 1155 code for a protein of 384 amino acids. The transcript has 4 exons. The record is from RefSeq and is a predicted model, not a curated record. Lineage: Eukaryota; Metazoa; Arthropoda; Branchiopoda; Diplostraca; Daphniidae.
AUGAUCCAGCUUUCUCAAGUCAACCUCAAAGGCCGUUAUUCAGAGGACAACGCUAACGAAGCAGAGGAGGUUUUGGAGCCAGAAGAAGUGGACAUCCAUAUCAGCCCAAUCGAAAAUGCCAAUUUUUGUGGAGGGACGAGCCACUUCAUCGCAACGAGUCGUGAGCGAAUCAAAGCCGAAAAGGAAGAAGCCAAGAAGAGAGAAAUCUCAAACAUCGCUACCGACAGACAACAACCUCGUCCAGAGACAAACAACAACCAAGACAUUGCUGACUUCAGUUACCAGUCCUUUCUCUCAUCAACCGCUCAAAUUCACGAUGAAGACAAGCUAUGGUUCGCCUACUCCGGAGCGACACAAUAUAUGACUCAUCUGAAAUCAGUACUCAAGAAUUUCAUUCCCGUUGAACAUGAGUCAUGGUUUUUCACUGGAAUCGGCAACACACGUUUACGUGUGAGAGGAAAAGGAGACAUAGAAGCAAAGUCAACCAUCAAUGAAUCACUUCGCAAGAAGUUAGAUCCAAAAAGUCGUGAAGGUGUAUUUGUAGGUUAUUGCGAAACUUCAAAAGCAUUUAGAACACAACCUGAAUUAACACUUCCUGAACCGGCAAACACCAACAACAAAUGUGUCUUUACCCAAGCUACAACCGAAUUCUCAUCACCGAUGCUUUCACCAGAGCAGAUGAACACUGAAACGGAAUCUAGUACCAACCCCAUCGAAGAAACCAGGCCAAGUGAGAUCGCUCCAGUCCCUAACAUUGCUUCGGACGUCCCAGCAGUCGUUCAAAAACAAUCCAGACCGGAACCAAGGCGUUCACUACGAGAACCGCAGACAUACACCAAAACACUGGCCUCUGAUUACUCACUCCUCUAUAAAGCUGCCAUAGAUGACGAUUACUCAUAUUUAAAUUCAAAUGAGACCUGUGCUCUUCAUCCUCCGGGAAUAGUUCCGAUACGAGUUAAGUCGAUUUUCAAGAUAAAACCUGGCUCCAAGGAUACUCUAACCCCUUACAAAGCCAGACUUGUGGCCAAGGGCUUCACUAAAAAAUGUGGAUUGAAUUACCAAGAGAUUCAGGGAAGAGAAGAGAUUCAGUGCGUUUUUAGUCAAGUUUGGUCUGUUUCGCUGCUCGUCCGAUCACUGUGUUUACUAUCACCAUAA